Messenger RNA from Girardinichthys multiradiatus, 1400 nucleotides. RefSeq names its product GPN-loop GTPase 1 (gene gpn1). The transcript has 13 exons. The record is from RefSeq and is a predicted model, not a curated record. Gene Ontology annotation, molecular function: GTPase activity. The coding region runs from base 50 to 1228 and encodes 392 amino acids. NCBI's taxonomy places the organism in Eukaryota, Metazoa, Chordata, Actinopteri, Cyprinodontiformes, Goodeidae.
GGCAUAUCCUGCUUGUUGGCGGCUACCCGUUGUCAUAGAACCCACCAACAUGGAGGCAGCGGCACAGUCGGAUUCACCAGAGAACCCAGGCAGUUCGGCACCGGGAGCGGAGGGAGGUUCGGCUGCGGUUCCGGACUCCCCGGUCUGUCUCAUCGUGCUGGGCAUGGCGGGUUCCGGAAAGACCACCUUCGUCCAGAGGCUGACGGCUCAUCUCCACUCCCAGAAUUCUGCUCCAUAUGUGAUCAACCUGGACCCUGCCGUGCACGAGGUUCCAUUUCCUGCCAACAUCGACAUCAGGGACACGGUGAACUACAAGGAGGUCAUGAAGCAGUACAGCCUGGGGCCCAAUGGCGGCAUCGUGACCUCGCUCAACCUGUUCGCCACCCGCUUUGAUCAGGUGAUGCAGUUCAUCGAGAAGAAGCGUCAGAAUCACCGGUACGUCCUGAUCGACACGCCGGGUCAGAUUGAAGUCUUCACCUGGUCGGCGUCAGGAACCAUCAUCACGGAGGCUCUGGCGUCAUCAUUUCCCUGCGUGGUGAUCUACGUGAUGGACACAUCUCGCAGCGUCAACCCGGUCACCUUCAUGUCCAACAUGCUGUACGCCUGCAGCAUCCUCUAUAAGACCAAGCUACCCUUCAUCGUGGCCAUGAACAAGACUGACAUCAUCGAUCACAGCUUCGCCGUGGAAUGGAUGCAGGACUUUGAGGCCUUCCAGGAUGCUCUAAACCAAGAGACAUCGUAUGUGAGCAACCUGACCCGCUCCAUGAGCCUGGUUCUGGACGAAUUCUACACCAACCUGAGGGUGGUGGGUGUGUCCGCAGUAACCGGAAGAGGCCUGGAUGAGCUGUUUGUUCAGGUGGAAGAUGCAGCCAAAGAAUACGACAGGGACUAUCGGCCAGAAUAUGAGCGACUCCGCAGGCAGCUGGUGGAGACACAGAGCAGGAAGCAGCAGGAGCACCUGGAGCGCCUCAGGAAAGACCUGGGAGCUGUGGACAUUGCCUCUGCUGCGUCCACAGAGGAAGCUGACCUCGCAGGACCCAGUGACCUUAUCAUGACCCGUGGUGUCCCGGACGACAGCGAGGAGGAGGCGGAUAGCGACACGGACGACAUCGACCACACUGCGACCGAGGAGAGCAAAGAGGGCGACUCCUUCGGAAACUUCCUGAAGGAGAGGAAGGAAGUGGUUCAGGUGCGGAACACGAAGUGCACCAUGCCUGAUGUGCCCUGACCAAUGAAACGGACAGAUACGCAGGAGCUUCCUCCUGAUUGGCUGCUUCCUCACUGAGAGAAAAAGAAAAGUCUUUAUUUUUAUAUGAAAUCUUUGUUUGUGAAGGAACUGAAAUAAAGUUCAGAGCUGUGUGUGACCAGCAUGAGGUUAAUAAAGUAACCCGACCCCCGUU